Molecule: messenger RNA, 900 nt
Organism: Babjeviella inositovora NRRL Y-12698
Lineage: Eukaryota; Fungi; Ascomycota; Pichiomycetes; Serinales
Product: phosphatidylinositol-specific phospholipase C
Exons: 1
Coding region: 1-900 (299 amino acids)
Biological process (GO): lipid metabolic process
Molecular function (GO): phosphoric diester hydrolase activity
Source: RefSeq, a predicted model, not a curated record
AUGGUGCAAUACAACGAAUGGAUGAAAGACGUCAACGACGACGCUAAACUCUCGAGUCUUUCCGUCCCUGGAACCCACAACAGUGCUGCAUGCCACGUGGCCCUUCCUUCGGUGCAGUGUCAAGGGGCUUCUGUCACUGAUCAGUUGAACCACGGGGUUCGUUUCUUGGAUAUUCGUUGUGCAAAGUUGUUUUUAGCGUCUGGCGACGAUGCAAACGAUUUGCAGGUUAUUCACGGCAAGUUUCCCGUAAAGAUUCCAUUCCCCCUCAAAUUGGCCAAAGUUUUGGAUGAGGUUUACGCUUUUUUGCAGAGCCACGGCUCCGAGACCGUGAUUGUUUCCUUGAAGCAAGAGGGCCAGGACACAUGGGAUAAUGACUCUGACGAGUUUCCUAAGGUAAUUUGGGAGAACUAUGUGCGCCCGCACCAGGACCAAUGGUACUUGGGGUCGGGGAUUCCGCGCCUAGGUGACACCAGAGGCAAGGCCGUGUUGUUCAGACGGUUCGGGGUGAAGGACGAACAGCUUUCGCAGAACCUCGGUAUUGACGCCCACUGGUGGACGUACAACACCACCGAUGACGACCGCGGUGAGAUCCGCGUUCAAGAUUUCUGUGAGUUGAACGACACCAACGACGUCCAAAAGAAGUCCGACUAUGUCAAGCAGUUGACAUCGCAGGCAAUCCAGUACAACGCGACUAAUCCGGCCGACCCAAAGUUGUUCCUCAACUUCUGCAGUGGCUCCAACUUCUUCAACCCAGAGUGCUGGCCAGAAAAGAUCGCCCAGUGCAUGAGCGACGCGAAUAUCCAGGAUUGUUUCGGAAAGGGCUGCGGGAUUGUCGUGCUCGACUACUCCGAAAAGGAUGAUUACAAGUUGGUCAAGGAGUUGGUUGAUAAGAACUUCUGA